Molecule: messenger RNA, 1573 nt
Organism: Choloepus didactylus (southern two-toed sloth)
Lineage: Eukaryota; Metazoa; Chordata; Mammalia; Pilosa; Megalonychidae
Gene: PNPO
Product: pyridoxamine 5'-phosphate oxidase
Exons: 7
Coding region: 108-890 (260 amino acids)
Biological process (GO): pyridoxal 5'-phosphate biosynthetic process; pyridoxine biosynthetic process
Molecular function (GO): FMN binding; pyridoxamine phosphate oxidase activity
Source: RefSeq, a predicted model, not a curated record
UUCCUCUUUCCCCGGGGUAGGCUCCCGGGUUGAGAAACUGGUUCCGAAUCCAACGGAACCCGGCGCCCGGUGACGCCGCGUUACGUGGCGGGCGCCCUCCCUCCCCAAUGACGUGCGUGCUGCGGGGUGUCGCCGCGACAUUCGGCCGACCUGCCGACUGGCCGGGCUACCUCCGCCACUUGUGCAGUCGCGGUACUGUCAUGGACCUGGGACCGAUGCGCAAGAGUUACCGCGAGGACGGAGAGGCAUUUGAGGAGGCUCACCUGACCUCCCUGGACCCCAUGAAGCAGUUUUCUGUCUGGUUCGAGGAGGCUGCUCAGUGUCCUGACAUAGGGGAAGCCAAUGCCAUGUGUCUGGCUACCUGCACCAGAGAUGGAAAACCCUCUGCCCGCAUGUUGCUGUUGAAGGGCUUUGGCAAGGAUGGCUUCCGCUUCUUCACGAACUUCGAGAGUCGAAAAGGAAAAGAACUGGACUCCAACCCCUUUGCUUCCCUUGUCUUCUACUGGGAGCCUCUUAACCGUCAGGUACGUGUGGAGGGGCCCGUGAAUAAGCUGCCUGAGGAGGAGGCUGAGCGCUACUUCCACUCCCGCCCCAAGAGCAGCCAGAUUGGUGCUGCGGUCAGCCAACAGAGUUCCGUGAUCCCCAAUCGGGAGUAUCUGAGAAAGAAGAAUGAAGAAUUGGUGCGCCUCUACCAGGAACAGGAGGUGCCUAAGCCAAAAUCCUGGGGCGGCUACAUCCUGUGCCCGCAAGUAAUAGAGUUCUGGCAAGGCCAAACCAACCGCCUGCAUGACCGGAUUGUCUUCCGGAAGGGCCUGCCGGAAGACUCCCCUUUGGGACCCAUGACCCACCAUGGGGACGCAGACUGGCUCUAUGAGAGACUUGCACCCUGACUCUGGAACUUGUCGGCUGCACCGGAGCUGGGGCUGGAUGCGCAGAGGUGUGGCCUGGGGAGCCAGACCCUUCUACACACAACCCAUUUCCCUCCCGUACUGUAUGCUUGGGCUUUCCACUUCAGAGCUUGUCCUCUGGUCUCUGUACCCAGUUGGCUCUCAAUUAGCUGGUCCAAUGAAAUGAACGAAGGAUACAGAUGAUCACAAAUGGAAAAUAAUCUCAUAGUUAUCUUUCUUGGCCUUGACUACAUUUUAUUGUAACAGCUCCCUCUGGGGGUUGCAGCUGGUGUAAUUCCCUUCUCCGGUGACACAGGGUGGCCCCCAGCAGCCCUUAUUGUUACCAUGUGACUGGUCACACUGGCCCAAGCCGAUUGGUCCCUGACCAAUCAGAUUUUCUCAUCCACAAUUUGAAAUUGGGAAUGGAGAGACCAGAGUCUGGGAGUCACUGUGGCAAAUCAUCAGUGGCAGCUGAGAGGCAACCAGCCUUGGUUGUUGCCGUUCAAAUUCUCCAAACUGCCCUGAUCCCUCCUUCCCACACCCCACCCUCCUCCCUGUAAAUUCUGUUUGGGGCUUAAUCUGGCAUUAACUGGUAGAAACUCGUUACAACAUUUUACCCUACUAAUUGCUGCCUUCCAUGAUUUGGAAAAGGGGUUACAUUUAUUAUCUGUAGCUCCUGGAAAUUA